Molecule: messenger RNA, 1411 nt
Organism: Oncorhynchus nerka (sockeye salmon)
Lineage: Eukaryota; Metazoa; Chordata; Actinopteri; Salmoniformes; Salmonidae
Product: testican-2-like
Biological process (GO): anatomical structure development
Molecular function (GO): protein binding; extracellular matrix binding; collagen binding
Source: RefSeq, a predicted model, not a curated record
UGCAGUGACACUACUUCUCACAUUCUCUCUAGGACGACUACAUCAGGAAUGUGGAGGAAACCCCAGUAUCGGAUGAAACUGUGGACACCACCAAGGAUCCGUGCCAGAAGGUGAAGUGUAGCCGCCACAAGAUCUGUGUUACCCAGGGUUACCAGAGAGCAACGUGUGUCAAUGUCAACCGGAAGAAGCUGGAGCACAGAAGCAGACAGCCUGUAGAGCUGAUGCCUCAUGAGAACACCUGUAAGCCCUGCCCUGUGGCCGCUGCCUCCCCUGUGUGUGGUACGGAUAAACACAACUACGCCUCUCAGUGUAAGUUGGAGUGUGUGUUGAGUCAGGGCUGUCUAACAGGGAAGGAUCUGAGUGUGAAAUGCCAGGGCAUGUGCCCCUGUGCCACCUGCUGUGCCCCCAUCACAGAGACCGAGGACAAACACGCAGAGAGCUGUACUGGGCAGGACCUGGCAGACCUUGGAGACCGCCUCAGAGACUGGUUCCAACUGCUCCAUGGAAACGCCAAGCAGAACAACUCAGGCAAGCCUGGACCUGGCACCGCCUCAGUCCUGGACAAGAGCCUGGUGGCCAGCUGUAAGGAUUCCAUAGGCUGGAUGUUCUCGAAGCUGGAUACUAAUACUGACCUGUAUCUGGACCAGGCCGAGCUGGCAGCUAUCAACCUGGACAAGUAUGAGGUGUGCAUCCGCCCCUUCUUCAACUCCUGUGACGGCUACAAGGAUGGGAGGGUAUCCACCGCAGAGUGGUGCCUCUGCUUCUGGAGGGAAAAGCCCGCUUGUCUGGCUGAACUAGAGAGGAUCCAGGUUCAACAAGUGGCCAAGAAGAAGCCUGGCAUGUACAUCCCCAGCUGCGAUGAGGACGGCUACUACAGGCAGCUGCAGUGUGACCAGAGCAUGGGAGAGUGUUGGUGUGUUGACCAGCACGGAGGAGAAAUUAUGGGCUCUAGAAUCCAUGGCAACCCUGACUGUGAUGAACUGCUGGGAUAUUCCGGAGAUUUUGGGAGUGGCGUGGGAUGGGAGGAUGAGGAAGAGAAGGAGGAGAACGGAGAAGAGGCGGAGGAGGAGGAGGAAGAGGAAGAGGGGGAGGCAGACGACGGAGGAUACAUCUGGUAGAAACUGAACCCAAACGGAGAACCUGGUCAGGAUGGAUCCACUGGCCUACAACUACAGGGAUGAUGGAUGAGGCUUGCGUCCCAAAUGGCACCCUAUUCCCUAUGUAGUGCACUACUUUUGACCAGGUCUCAUAGGGACACCCAUAGGGGGUCUGUCAAAAGUAGUGCACUAUAUAGGGAAUAGGGUGUCAUUUGGGAUGCAAGCAUCUUUGUCUCCUAACAGCAAAAGAUUUGGGGAUUUCGGGCAUAGAAUUCUGUCUCUAUUGUCGCCGUGUGGAUCUGGGGAGUGGGAGG